UCAGUCCCGGGCUGCCCCCGCCCGCCCGCCCGCCCGCCCGCGCGCUCCAAUCCUCUCCCCCGCCGGCUGCGUUCACGCGCCAGGAUUUGCCCGGCGGAUUUCCCCGCCGUCUUUUCGCUGCCAGCUCUAAGGCCGUCCGUCCGUUCGUCCGCCCGCCCGCCCGCCCGUCCAUCGGGCGCCCCCCGUCCGGCUGGGCAGAAGGAGGGGCGCGCCGGAGAUGCCGGGCAGAGACCCCGCCGGAUCUGCAGGGAAGGCGACGGCCGCCGGGCAGCCCGGCUGGGUCAGGCUGUGAGCGUUACAGGAUCCCAGCAAGACGCACCAUGAACUCUGCCAAUUUCCCCCUGUUUUGGAUAUGGUCGCUGUGGACCUUGGGCCCGACCCCAUGCGGGGUUUAUGGCCACCAAGCGACGCAGCCACACUCGAUCAGGAUCGAAGGGGACAUCACGCUAGGGGGACUGUUCCCUGUGCACUCCCGUGGCCCGGCUGGAGUGCCCUGCGGCGAAGUGAAGAAAGAGAAGGGGAUACACCGGAUGGAAGCCAUGCUCUACGCUCUGGACCAGAUCAAUAGUGACCCCGACCUCCUUCCCAACAUGACGCUGGGAGCCCGCAUCCUGGAUACCUGCUCUCGUGACACCUACGCCUUGGAGCAGUCGCUGACUUUUGUCCAGGCGCUCAUCCAGAAGGACACGUCCGACGUGCGCUGCUCCAACGGUGAGCCGCCCAUCAUUUCCAAACCUGAGCGCGUCGUUGCUGUCAUCGGGGCCUCAGCCAGCUCUGUCUCUAUCAUGGUGGCCAACGUUCUUCGCCUUUUUGCUAUUCCCCAGAUCAGCUACGCCUCCACUGCACCCGAGCUCAGUGACAGCAACCGUUACGACUACUUCUCCCGCGUGGUGCCUCCCGACUCUUACCAGGCCCAAGCCAUGGUGGACAUAGUGAAGGCCCUGGGUUGGAAUUACGUCUCUACACUGGCGUCUGAGGGAAACUAUGGGGAAAGCGGCGUGGAGGCCUUUGUGCAGAUCUCACGUGAAGCUGGUGGAGUCUGCAUUGCUCAGUCCAUCAAGAUCCCACGAGAACCCAAACCAGGCGAGUUUGACAAACUCAUCAAGCGUUUGAUGGAGACCCCCAAUGCCCGUGGCAUCAUCAUCUUUGCAAAUGAGGAUGACAUCAAGCAAGUGUUGGAAGCUGCACGCCGCGCCAACCUGACCGGGCAGUUCCUGUGGGUGGGUUCGGACAGCUGGGGCUCCAAGCUCUCCCCCAUUGUGAAGCUGGAGGAUGUGGCUGAGGGAGCCGUCACCAUCUUACCCAAACGAGCCUCAAUUGAUGGCUUCGACCAGUACUUCACCACCCGCUCCCUGGAGAACAACCGACGCAAUAUCUGGUUUGCCGAAUACUGGGAGGAGGAUUUCAGGUGCAAACUCACCAGGCCCGGGAUGCAACCUGAGGAGGGGGCACGGAAAUGCACAGGGGAAGAGCGGAUUGGGCGAGAUUCAUCUUAUGAGCAGGAAGGGAAGGUGCAGUUUGUGAUCGACGCUGUAUACGCCAUGGCCCACGCGCUGCACAACAUGCACGGGGAGCUCUGCCCAGGCCACACUGGGGUGUGUGACAAGAUGGACCCCAUUCAUGGGCGCACCCUGCUGCAAUACAUCCUCUCUGUCAACUUCAAUGGUAGUGCCGGGACACCCGUGAUGUUCAACGAGAAUGGGGACGCUCCUGGGCGCUAUGACAUUUUCCAGUAUCAGCUGACAAACACCACAUCCCCCGGGUACAAGGCCAUUGGUCAGUGGACGGAAUAUCUCCGCCUGAACAUCGAGGACAUGCAAUGGUCUAAUGGACAGAAAGAGAUCCCCUCUUCUGUGUGCAGCCUUCCCUGUAACUCGGGCGAACGGAAGAAGAUGGUCAAGGGGGUCUCCUGCUGCUGGCAUUGCGAGCUGUGUGAUGGCUACCAGUACCAGCUGGACGAGUUCACCUGUGAAAUGUGCCCCUUCGAUAUGCGACCCAACUCCAACCGCACAGCCUGUCGCCCGACCCCCAUUGUCAAACUGGAGUGGAGCUCCCCCUGGGCCGUUCUGCCCAUCUUCUUAGCGAUUCUGGGCAGCCUUGGCACAGUCUUCAUCGUCAUCACCUUUAUCCGGUUCAAUGACACUCCCAUCGUCCGGGCCUCGGGUCGCGAGCUGAGCUAUGUCCUCCUCACCGGGAUUUUCCUCAUCUAUUCCAUCACUUUUUUGAUGAUUGCUGAGCCCGGGGUCACUGUCUGCGCCUUCCGACGCCUCUUCCUGGGCCUAGGCAUGGCCAUCAGCUAUUCAGCCUUGUUGACCAAGACCAACCGCAUCUACCGCAUCUUCGAGCAAGGCAAGAAGUCGGUGACCCCACCCAAGUUCAUCAGCCCCACCUCCCAGCUGGUCAUCACUUUCAGCCUCAUGUCUGUGCAGAUUGUUAGUGUGGUCAUCUGGCUGGGGGUCCAGCCGCCUCACAGUAUUAUUGACUUCGAAGAGCAGCGCACUCCCAACCCCGAGUUCGCUCAGGGCGUGCUCAAGUGUGACAUGUCAGACCUGUCCAUCAUCUGCUGCCUCAGCUACAGCAUCCUCCUGAUGGUCACUUGCACCGUCUACGCUAUCAAGGCUCGUGGCGUGCCCGAGAACUUCAACGAGGCCAAGCCCAUUGGCUUCACCAUGUACACGACCUGCAUCGUCUGGCUAGCCUUUGUGCCCAUCUUCUUUGGCACUGCCCAAUCAGCAGAGAAGAUAUACAUUCAGACGACGACACUCACCGUCUCCAUGAGCUUGAGCGCCUCGGUGUCCCUCGGGAUGCUCUACGUGCCCAAGGUUUACGUCAUCAUCUUUCACCCGGAGCAGAACGUCCAGAAGCGAAAACGCAGUUUCAAGGCGGCAGCCGCAGCGGUCAACGCCUCCACGCGACUCUCGCAGAAAGGCGCCCAGAAUGGGGAGAGCAAAGACGAGAAGCCGGACAGUAAGUAGCCAGAAAGUUUCCAGAAGGUGACAUACAUCAGCUACACAGAGCUAACCUUGGUGCCCACAUGACCGAAGAUGAGGAGGGGCGUAUCCAUUGGCAGGGGUGGGGAAAGGGGAGGGGGUGGGC
Messenger RNA from Sphaerodactylus townsendi, 3096 nucleotides. RefSeq names its product metabotropic glutamate receptor 6-like. Gene Ontology annotation, cellular component: membrane. The transcript has 11 exons. Gene Ontology annotation, molecular function: adenylate cyclase inhibiting G protein-coupled glutamate receptor activity. The record is from RefSeq and is a predicted model, not a curated record. The coding region runs from base 321 to 2975 and encodes 884 amino acids. Gene Ontology annotation, biological process: regulation of synaptic transmission, glutamatergic; G protein-coupled glutamate receptor signaling pathway. NCBI's taxonomy places the organism in Eukaryota, Metazoa, Chordata, Lepidosauria, Squamata, Sphaerodactylidae.